Molecule: messenger RNA, 822 nt
Organism: Musca vetustissima
Lineage: Eukaryota; Metazoa; Arthropoda; Insecta; Diptera; Muscidae
Product: trypsin eta-like
Exons: 1
Coding region: 1-822 (273 amino acids)
Biological process (GO): proteolysis
Molecular function (GO): serine-type endopeptidase activity
Source: RefSeq, a predicted model, not a curated record
AUGGCGAAUUUAGCGCGUGUCAAUAUUUUACUACUUACAAUCUUUGCCAUCAUCGUAGCGGGACAACCGAUCAACGAUGAUGACAUCACACCCGAUGCUAGGAAAGAUGGACGUAUUGUUGGUGGCUAUGAGGUUGAUAUUACCCGGCAUCCCCAUCAGGUUGCAAUGAGGCGUAAGGGUUGCGAAGCCUGCAGCUAUACCCAUCACUGUGGCGGAAGUAUUUACAAUGAAUGGGUGAUCGUGACAGCGGCCCACUGUGUCAAUGGCCGGAAGAAGGAAGAUUUUAUCGUGGUUGCUGGUACCGUGGUCCGAAAUGGGGUAAUUGGUGUUGUUGCGCGAAUCUCGGAAAUUAUUAUGCACGAUAAAUAUAAUCUGACCAUAACUGAUUAUGAUGUUGCGUUACUGAUUUUGGCUACUCCAUUGCCUUUGAAUGCUAUUACCAUGUCUCCCAUUGAGCUGGCCAGUGAAAUUCCUCCACAUGGUGCGAAGGCAACAAUAUCUGGUUGGGGUACCACAUCACCCGGUGGCGAUAAACCUAUUCAGAUGUUGGCUGUAGAUGUACCGAUUGUCAGUAAUGAACGUUGUGACUCUGCCUAUGGUCCGGGCCGGAUUUCCGAUGCUAUGCUGUGUGCUGGUCUUGAGGGUGUGGGUGGUAAAGAUGCCUGUCAGGGUUACUCGGGCGGUCCACUGGUGGUAAAUGGUAAAUUGACUGGUAUUGUAUCGUGGGGUUAUGGUUGUGCUAGGCCAGCUUUUCCUGGGGUCUAUGCCAAUGUGCCGCAUGUAAGGCAAUGGAUAUUGGAUACUGCUGCUGCUAAUGUGUAA